CCGCGGCCGCCUCUCCGUCGGUCCCCGCGCGCCCGUGGUCGUCAUGCUGCCGCCGCAGCUCUGCUGGCUGCCGCUGCUCGCUGGGCUGCUGCCGCCGGCGCCCGCGCAGAAGUUCUCGGCGCUCACGUUUUUGAGAGUUGAUCAAGAUAAAGACAAAGAUUGUAGCUUGGACUGCGCGGGCUCUCCUCAGAAACCCCUCUGUGCAUCGGACGGAAGGACCUUCUUGUCCCGCUGUGAAUUUCAACGUGCCAAGUGCAAGGACCCACAGUUAGAGGUCGCUUACCGAGGAAACUGCAAAGAUGUGUCCAGGUGUGUGGCCGAAAGGAAGUAUACCCAGGAGCAAGCCCGGAAGGAAUUUCAGCAAGUGUUCAUUCCAGAAUGCAACGAGGACGGCACCUACAGUCAGGUGCAGUGCCACAGCUUCACGGGGUACUGCUGGUGCGUCGCGCCCAACGGGAGGCCCAUCAGUGGCACCGCCGUUGCCCACAAGACACCCAGGUGCCCGGGUUCCAUAAAUGAAAAGUUACCCCAACGAGAAGGAGCAGGACAAACAGAUGAUGCCGUGGCCCCAGCGCUGGAGACUCAGCCUCAAGGAGAUGAGGAAGAUAUCGCGUCACGCUACCCUACCCUUUGGACUGAACAAGUUAAAAGUCGGCAGAACAAAACCAAUAAGAAUUCAGCGUCGUCCUGUGACCAGGAGCACCAGUCUGCCCUCGAGGAAGCCAAGCAGCCCAAGAAUGACAACGUGGUGAUCCCUGAGUGUGCUCACGGUGGCCUCUACAAGCCGGUGCAGUGCCACCCCUCCACAGGCUACUGCUGGUGUGUCCUGGUGGACACAGGACGCCCGAUCCCCGGCACGUCCACCAGAUAUGAACAGCCGAAGUGUGACAACACAGCGAGGGCUCACCCGACCAGGACAAGGGAUCUGUACAAGGGCCGCCAGCUGCAGGGUUGUCCUGGUGCCAAAAAACACGAGUUCCUCACAAGCGUCCUGGACGCGCUGUCCACGGACAUGGUCCACGCUGUCUCUGACCCUUCCUCCUCCUCUGGCAGGCUCUCAGAACCAGAUCCCAGCCACACCCUGGAGGAGAGAGUGGUGCACUGGUAUUUCAAACUCCUCGAUAAAAACUCCAGUGGGGACAUCGGCAAGAAGGAAAUCAAACCCUUCAAGAGAUUCCUUCGGAAAAAGUCAAAACCCAAAAAGUGUGUGAAGAGGUUUGUUGAGUACUGCGACGUGAACAACGACAGGUCCAUAUCGGUGCAAGAGCUCACGGGCUGCCUGGGAGCCACCAGGGAAGAGGGCAGAGCCGACACCAAGAAGCGCCACACCCCUAGAGGUAAUGCUGAAAGCACUUCUAACAGACAGCUGAGGAAGCAGGGCUGAAUUCUCCCACCCCCGAGGCAGUCCCUGGACACGUGGGACAUUCCUCACCAAAGAGCAACUAAAAAGACG
Molecule: messenger RNA, 1453 nt
Organism: Cynocephalus volans (Philippine flying lemur)
Lineage: Eukaryota; Metazoa; Chordata; Mammalia; Dermoptera; Cynocephalidae
Gene: SMOC2
Product: SPARC related modular calcium binding 2
Exons: 13
Coding region: 44-1384 (446 amino acids)
Biological process (GO): extracellular matrix organization
Cellular component (GO): basement membrane
Molecular function (GO): extracellular matrix binding; protein binding; heparin binding
Source: RefSeq, a predicted model, not a curated record